CUUUCUUUCAGUAUUCUUGACAAAUCGUAAGAACAUGGAACUUGCUCAAAGCCUUAUCAUGCUAUCAAGCGAUCCGCAACAGCGACGCUUAGGAAUCCUUGCAACAGCUGCUGCUCUUGUAUCUGUUUAUGCACUUUACAAGCAAUGGAUUAAUACAAGGGAGCUUCAAGGAGAUUGUCCCUCCGUCCCAUAUCAUAAUCCAUUUGUAGGAUCGACGCUUGAGUACAGAAAGAACCCUCAAGCGUUCGUCGAAAAAUGGCACAAAGCACUUGGUCCGGUUUUCCGUGCGCACAUCUUUGGAAGAGUAAGCUACUAUUGUCGAUGUUGAUAGGUUCACGUGCUGGAAUGCAUUGGUGUCAUUAAUAUUUUCAAUGUACACAACGAUGCAUACUAAACACAUCCACCUGCAUGAUGCUAUCAGCUCCAUACUGUAGUCUCGGGCAAGUAUGUCCGCGAGAUACUUUUUAACGAUCAUUUUAGUUUCGCCGGU
Molecule: messenger RNA, 490 nt
Organism: Zychaea mexicana
Lineage: Eukaryota; Fungi; Mucoromycota; Mucoromycetes; Mucorales; Lichtheimiaceae
Exons: 2
Coding region: 35-328 (97 amino acids)
Molecular function (GO): oxidoreductase activity, acting on paired donors, with incorporation or reduction of molecular oxygen; iron ion binding; monooxygenase activity
Source: RefSeq, a predicted model, not a curated record